Molecule: messenger RNA, 2610 nt
Organism: Thalassophryne amazonica
Lineage: Eukaryota; Metazoa; Chordata; Actinopteri; Batrachoidiformes; Batrachoididae
Gene: ptafr
Product: platelet-activating factor receptor
Exons: 3
Coding region: 166-1305 (379 amino acids)
Biological process (GO): chemotaxis; G protein-coupled receptor signaling pathway
Cellular component (GO): membrane
Molecular function (GO): G protein-coupled purinergic nucleotide receptor activity; platelet activating factor receptor activity
Source: RefSeq, a predicted model, not a curated record
CACACAUCCUCACAGACAUCGCUGGACCAAAAAAAAAAAAACAAACAAACAAAAAAAAAAAAACAGCCUGUUUCAUGUCGUCACCUUCUGGAAUAUCUCAGCUAAUAGUUUAAAAGAAGUGAAAAAGUCUUCAAGAAGAGGAAACCCGUUGUGAGAUCCAACGUCAUGACAGACAUGACACCUUCAAACACCAGUGCCACCUUUAUGGACUCCGAGUUUCGUUAUCUGCUCUUCCCAGCAGCCUAUGGCAUCAUUUUCGUCCUGGGUUUCUUUGGAAAUAUCUAUGUGCUGUUUGUCCUCCACUCUCUCCGCCAAGCCAAGGCCAUGGGAGAAAUUCGCAUCUACAUGGCCAACUUGACUAUUGCUGAUCUCCUGUUUGUGUGUAUUCUACCUUUCUUGAUUAGCUAUUACAGCAACCAUGGUGACUGGAUCUACUCUGACUUCAUGUGUCGGCUGACCGGCUCGAUGUUCUUCAUCAACACCUACUGCUCCAUUCUCUUCCUUGGAGCCAUCAGUGUCAACCGCUACUGGGCGGUCACCCGCCCACUUGAUGCUGCCUCAUCAGACCACAGGCAUCGUGGAAUCAUCGUGUCCACUGUGAUCUGGAUGACGACUGUCGCGAUGGUGAUUCAGUAUUUAAUAUCUCCAGGGACUCGUGUUGAUGAGAAUAAUGUAAGGCGCUGUUUUGAGGGCUACCAAAAUCAAACCAACUUGGAGAAGCAGAGCGUGGCAGUCACACAUUUUGCAAUCAUUGGAAUGUUUUUUGUUGUGUUUUUCCUCGUUGUGGUGUGCAACGUUCUUAUAGUUCAAGCUUUACUUUCUCAACCUUCUCCUCAGUCAGAACGUGCAACUUUCAGAUCAGCAACAGUCAUAUCAGGAAAGAGCAUAUCUUCCUCACCCAACCGACCCAGAGGGGUGAAACGGAGGGCCAUCCAGAUGUUAUUUGCAGUGGUGGGAGUGUUUGUCGUGUGUUUCCUACCUCACCACAUAAUCCAAGGCCUCUGGACUUUGGCCGUGUUGAAUAUCAGAGAUGGUUGGGGUAGUGUGGACUGGGACCAGAACACUCGGCAGGCACUCAAUGAUCUGCACCAGAUUACUUUGGUACUCAUGGGUCUCAACUGCAUUUUGGAUCCCAUAGUUUAUUGCUUCGCCACAAGGAAGUUUAGAAGGUUCAUCAUGGGUCACUUCAAGAAGAUAGCAAAAGGUGAAACAUGUUCUCACACGGUCACCUCACAGCUAUCCAUGGAUAGCAGAAACCACAGCCAGAGGCUCCAGAGUGAGUACCAACAACCUGAACUUAAUUAAUAGAAAUAAUAUUGAUGACUAUUUUGUAAUACUUGGAAAAAAUAAAUACGCAGAAAAAAAUAGAAUUGUUGUACCAACUUAAUAAAAUGCUUGAAUUUGUAAUACUCAGAUGAAUUAGGUUGAUCCAAAUUAAUAUUUACACCAACUUUUUAACAUAAAUUGGACAAAGCUAAUUUAUUUGAAUGCUGCAAAUGUAAGCAACUCAGUUACGUUUUCUCUUUUUGUCCAGUGUAUUUCUGUGAAAUAUUUUCACUCUUGCUUGAAGAUAGUUUUAUUGAGUAUCAAGAGACAUUUCAACAUUUCAGCCCAUGGCUGGAAAAACUAGUGCACUGAUCUCCAUGAAAGGCAUUGUUUAUACAGACAGACAAGUCAAAUUUCACGUAUGACUGGACGGUCAAGCGGCUAGUGUACUUGAUUCUUGAGUGGAACCUUCCUGUUUCAAUAGAACCACUGCCCAUUCUCCAUAUAUUGUGGAUUUGUAUCAAGAAGUGCAUCCGGUGUAAAACUUGUGCUAAAUCAACAUGCAGAUUUGGCAGAAGAGCACUUUCUUUUCUAUGUGUUUUUGAAUAUACAAUAUUUUUUGGUAAAUGCAGUUGUUUUGAAGUAUUUGUACAGUAAUAUGGCUCUGUGUCUAUGGUCUCAUAAUGAUUGUUCUGCCUUGGUGGAGGUACUGUCCUGACCUUUCUAUGUGUUUUUGUAUAGUUUUGCCAGUAUUGUUGGGGUCAUUUUGUAGUUGUCUCUGCACUGUAACAGUGUUCUUUUUUGGCACUCUAACACAUCGCCUUGAAAUUUAAUUUCCGAAUGAGAGCAGCAGUUUGAGUUGCAGCAGUCCUGCUCUUCCUGUGUGAAGUGCAACGAGGAAAGCAGAAGUGUUGCAACCACAAGUAGCCACACAAGGAUGUUUUCACCAAAUUCUGCUGUUUGUGUUCUUAUAAAAUUAUGAACUGUGAAGAUUUCAUAGUGCAAAUUUCAAAAACAUUGGUGUUGUCAUGGAAAAAAGUUAAAUUUUACUGAACCUAACUACCGCCUUUUUAUAGUUAGGGUGUAGGCUGAGAGUGAAGAAUAUACUCAGGAGUUUUCUCUGUCAUGCCAGAAAUUAUACCAGUAAAAAAUGUACUGAUUAGAUUUCACUUUUCAGGGAAGAUUUCUUUCUUUUUUCUUUUUUUUUUUGUACAGUUUAUGGUGCAUAUUGUAAAACCAGUGAACAGAUGAAGUAAUGUAUUUUAUCUUCUGGCUUUUGACAUUGUGACAAUGAAUAUAUAUCUAUAUCUUGUGGAUAAAAAAUAAAUAAAUACAAGCAAAUAA